AUGACGGAGCUAAACACCCUUGUAAAAGAAUUUCAAGUUGAACGAUUGCUAAAGCUGGACACACAGUCAAAGUCCGUUGCAAUUCUUGGACGGAUCCUGGGUCAGUAUGCGGUCGUUGUAAUUGAAAAGACGGCAUUCAACGUUGAUUCCAUCAAAGCAGACUGUGGUUUAUCACAAAUUAUAGACGCCGUAUCAACCAUCAACUCCAAUGACGUUUACAACUGGGGGAAAGCUCUACUACGCCAAGACUUAGAGCAAUCACCAGCAGCCAAAGUCAACUUGAUAUACCCCGCCACCGACACUCACAUAAGGAAAUAUGAUAAUCAACAAUUGCAUUACGUGAGAGAAACUCCGGAAAUGUAUCAAAAUUACGUGGUGCCUUAUAUACAUACCAUGAAGGGCGAUAGAAUCCAGUGGGUUUACAAUAUCUUAUUCCAUGGCAAGGAGCUGGAGUCCGUCAUCUACCAUGAUCAGAGCGAGGACGGCUUUGUUUUGUUGCCAGAUAUGAAAUGGGAUAAAGUGAAUCUAGAGAACUUAUACUUGUGCUGUAUUGUCAACAGGAAGGACAUAUCCUCAUUGCGAGACUUGAACGGAUCUCAUGUGGGGUGGUUGAAGAAAGUUCGGGACAAAGUUACCUCAGUUGCAUCUGAAGUGUAUGGUAUUGCUCAAGAUCAGUUGAAAGUGUUUGUGCACUACCACCCCAGCUACUACCAUUUCCACUUGCACAUUGUAAACGUGCACCAUCCGGGUUUGGGAGAUGGAAUAGCCAUUGGGAAAGCGAUUUUGUUGGAUGACAUAAUUGACAAUUUAAUGCUUGUUUCUGACUACUACAAGAUAAAGACAAUUGGGUUUAUCUUGGGUGAGAAUCAUGGCUUAUGGCAGAUAAAAGAGUAUAGAGAGGAGCAUUAUAAACAGUAA
Lodderomyces theae is the source of this 918-nucleotide messenger RNA. Its product is annotated as 5'-(N(7)-methyl 5'-triphosphoguanosine)-(mRNA) diphosphatase. Gene Ontology annotation, molecular function: hydrolase activity; RNA 7-methylguanosine cap binding. The transcript has a single exon. The coding region runs from base 1 to 918 and encodes 305 amino acids. Gene Ontology annotation, biological process: deadenylation-dependent decapping of nuclear-transcribed mRNA. The record is from RefSeq and is a predicted model, not a curated record. Lineage: Eukaryota; Fungi; Ascomycota; Pichiomycetes; Serinales; Debaryomycetaceae. Gene Ontology annotation, cellular component: P-body; nucleus.